Messenger RNA from Triticum dicoccoides, 2437 nucleotides. Its product is annotated as pseudouridylate synthase 7 homolog. Bases 1 to 1920 code for a protein of 639 amino acids. NCBI's taxonomy places the organism in Eukaryota, Viridiplantae, Streptophyta, Magnoliopsida, Poales, Poaceae. The record is from RefSeq and is a predicted model, not a curated record. Gene Ontology annotation, molecular function: pseudouridine synthase activity; RNA binding. Gene Ontology annotation, biological process: pseudouridine synthesis. The transcript is spliced from 18 exons. Gene Ontology annotation, cellular component: nucleus.
AUGCGCUGCCGCCACUUCCUAACCCCCCUCCUCUCCCCCCUCUCCUUCGCAAAACCCCCUUCCCGCCCCCUCGCCAGCCGCGCCCGCGCCGUGGCCCAGCCGCCCUCCCAGCGCCGCGCCGCCCUCGCCGAGCCCGACGUCGGCAUCUCCCAGUUCGCCUCCUCACUCCCCGGCUUCCGCGGCGCCCUCAAGCAGCGCUACUCCGACUUCAUCGUCCACGAGGUCGCCCGCGACGGCACCCUCGUCCGUCUCACCUCCUUCGACCUCCCCGACGAGCGUGCAGAUACGGAUGACGAGGCCGAAGCGGACCUCCCGCGCGCACUGGAAUCGUUUCGGCUGCUCUGCGGUGACGCCGACUGUGAGGCGUUGAGGGGAUUUCUGUCGAGGGUUUCAGAGGGUGAUAGUGAUGUCUCACCGAUCAUUCUCUCCCCUGACGCCGAUAAGGCUCAUCGCUUGGAGGUUCAUGACUUCUUCAAGAGGAACUUCAUCUUCUUGGUGACGGACACCGUUGAGCACAGCGAUGGGGUCCAGAGGUGUAUUAGGGUGCGGUUGAGGUCAGGGCCACGUGGCCGGAGGAAUGUUGGUGAGAAAGCGAGCAAUAGGACGGGCAUAGGCAGUUCUGAACCUUCAGGCUGGAGAGAUGACAGGCCAUUUGAUAGUAGAGGAUCUAUAACCUGGCCUUAUCAUCUUGGGAAGUUUCUCAGGUUUCAUCUCUACAAAGAAAACAAGGACACCCAGGAGGCACUAAGAGUUAUAGGAAAAUUGUUAGGGCUUCGGCCACGAUCUUUUAGGAUUGCAGGGACAAAGGAUAAACGUGCUAUUACAACCCAGCAGGAGGGCCUUGUUCUUGGUCAACUCAUGGGAAACCGAUUUACAAUUACCUUAAGGAGUGUUAUCGCAGAAUCAGAAGACAUGAUUAAGGUAGCUGUUGAUGGAUUGAUAAAAAGUGGGUUUAUCAAUUACUACGGUCUGCAGGGUGAUGACAUGAAUGGGGUGAGGGAACAUUACAAGGAACAUGGUGAUAUUGAUGUGGCAAUUAGGAAUUUUCCUCGGCGUCUCAUAGCAGAGAGGGCUAUCCUUCAGCGUUUGAAGAAGUACCCUGGCAACUAUCUACAAGCACUAAUGGCUAUACCUAGAGCACUGAGACUGAUGUAUGUACAUAGUUACCAGAGUUAUCUAUGGAACCAUGCUGCGAGUAUGAGAGCUGGAAUGUAUGGUUUAUCAGGGGUCAUAGAAGGUGACUUGGUUUACAAAAAAGAAUGUCUUGGAGAAGGAACUGUAACACAUGCUUCAAAAAAUAAUGAUGACCACACCAACGCAUCUGAAAUGGACAUAUUUGCUGAAACACUUCCGGAAGAAACGAUCCAGUCUGUCAAGAUAGCUGAUUCUGAAGAUUUAUUGAAGGCAGUGUACACACUCGAGGAUGUUGUCCUUCCUUUGCCUGGCUCAGAAACAUUGUUUCCUGGAAAUGAAGUUGCUGGCAUUUACCAUGAAAUAGCUAACAAGGAUGGUAUUAGCCUGACAGAGAGCAUCCAUGGAGUCAAGGAAUUCUCGAUUACAAGCAUGAAAGGAGGUUACCGUCGUGCAUUACAACGACCUAUUGACUGUGAAUGGGACCUCAUGACUUACACAGAUGACAAAAUACCCUUAGUGGAGACUGACUUAGAUGUUCUAUCCAAAGCCAAGCCAUCUGAAGUAAAUGAGCUAUUAUCUACAGGGGCGUCACAUGAUGAUUCAUUGGACACUUUUGGAGCAACCAUCCUAGCAGAGACCGAAACUAUUGGCAGCUCAGAUCUGUUACCAGAGCUUGCCGUAAAAUUAAGUUUUACUCUACCGACAUCAUCUUAUGCUACAAUGGCUAUCAGGGAGCUGACGAAGACUUCAACUUCGGUUGAUUGUCAGAAAGCAUUAAACUCCUGAACCUGCAGCAACAUGCAUCAUUUGCGAAAACUGAUCUAAUGUUGAACGCGUGGAAGUUACGUGGGUAUGUUCCAUCAGCAAACUUUGUCCAAUGACUGAUACUUUCAGCAUUUCUGUAAUUCAGGGGAGGAUGCGGUCAGCUAGCGAGAAAAGAACGACCACUAUAUCGGAUGUCCCACUGAGCAGAGUAGGCAGUUUACCUGAAAAAGGAAAAUCAAAAGGAAAACGAGCAACUGUAGGCAGUUUUGUUUUGUAUGAACUAUGAGGGAUGUUGCUUGGAUCAGUAUUGCAUUGUACACGGAGCAGGUCUAAUACCCUGUACAGCUAUUAGUAAGUAAAACUUCAGGUAUCGUCGAAGAUUGCUAGGUAUGCUUCUUUCAGUUCAUAGAGGUUUUUGCCACAGAAAAAAAGAGGGCUCGUAGUUCCAACUUUUGCAAAAACAGGCCAAUCUCCACUCUGAUCUUGCAAGGCCAGCACUUUUUUUCAGACCGACCGGAGCUGUUCAUCACAAGUGACU